AAAGAAAACAAGUGUACUGUAAGACAGCAAGCAGUGACGUUGCUCCUUAACCACAAAAACCAGCGAACAAAUUCAGGAACAAAAACAAGGUUAAUUCCCUCAAAGAAAAGACAAUACAAAUUUAAUUUCAGUGGAUAAGAUUUAUUCAUAGGCCGCUGUCUUUCCCUUUUCUAUCAAAAUUCCCGGCUAGAAUCUACUCGUCGGAAGCUCAUAGCUCAAGCUUCCAUGGGGUUAGCUUCGGCCGUUCACCAUGGCGUUGGCAUUCGAAUCUCUCUUAAUUUCCAUCUCAGAGUUGCCUCAGUGUCGCCUACGGUUCAAUUGCCCAGAUGGACCGGAUUCCGCUUCUCAAACCAUCGUGUCUCCCUUGUCCAUUCAGUAAGUCAUAACCGCCGCACGAUAUGUUUCCCAGUUGCUCGCUCCAAGGGAAUGGAGCAGGAGGAUAAUUUGUCUAGAGAAGAGGAGAGGAGAGCUUCAAAUUCUUAUGCUGAUUCCCAGGAGAAACUUCAGAAAAGUGAAGCUUAUGCAUCAUCUGUUAAAACUGUUGCUUUUUGGGUGUGCUCUGCGGUUGCUUUUGGAGUUGGUCUGGGAUUGAAGGAAGGAGUAGGCAAAGCAUCAGAAUUUUUUGCUGGGUACAUCUUGGAGCAAAGUUUGUCUGUGGACAAUUUGUUUGUCUUUGUUCUGAUCUUCAAGUACUUCAAAGUGCCACCUAUGUAUCAGAAUCGGGUUCUUUCAUAUGGUAUUGCUGGUGCAGUCUUCUUUCGGUUGUCAUUGAUACUACUUGGAACAGCCACCCUCCAGAGGUUUGAAGCGGUCAACCUACUACUGGCUGCUGUACUAUUAUUCUCAUCUUUCAAGCUAUUUUCCAAUGAUGAGGAUGACACUGAUCUGUCUGACAACUUCAUAGUGAAGACUUGCCAGAGAUUUAUCCCCGUCACAUCUAAUUAUGAUGGCAAUAAAUUUAUAACAAAACGGGACAACAUUUGGCAAGCCACUCCUUUGCUUCUCACAGUAGCAGUUAUUGAGCUCAGUGAUAUAGCAUUUGCUGCUGAUUCAAUACCAGCUGUUUUUGGUGUUACACGGGAUCCUUUCAUAGUUUUUUCAUCUAAUAUCUUCGCCAUCUUAGGUUUAAGGUCACUUUACACACUCAUUGCUGAGGGUAUGGCAGAUUUGGAAUAUCUACAGCCUUCCAUUGCCGUUGUUCUAGGUUUUAUUGGAUGCAAAAUGAUCUUGGAUUUCUUUGGACUUCAUAUAUCUACGGAGGCAUCACUUGGUUUUGUUGCAACUAGUCUUAGUGCCGGCGUACUGUUGAGUUUAGCAAAGAAAGCUGACUAGCUGAAAUCAAAGUGCGAGAGCAGAUGAAGGGUUUAUAUUUUGUAUGUUUGUUCUUCUACGUUAAGUGAGCAAGUGAGCUCUAAAAUUGCUGCUCAAUUCUUUGUUUCUCACCUCUCUUCAUCAAUGAAAAUGAAGAUUAAUUAUAUAA
This is a messenger RNA of Gossypium arboreum, 1480 nucleotides long. RefSeq names its product thylakoid membrane protein TERC, chloroplastic. Gene Ontology annotation, cellular component: membrane. The coding region runs from base 226 to 1332 and encodes 368 amino acids. The transcript has 14 exons. The record is from RefSeq and is a predicted model, not a curated record. NCBI's taxonomy places the organism in Eukaryota, Viridiplantae, Streptophyta, Magnoliopsida, Malvales, Malvaceae.